AUGAAUCCCGAGCCAAGCCUGAAAGUGAUCAUAGUUGGCGCAGGCAUCGGCGGCCUGACCUGCGCCAUUGGAUGCCGAAGAGAGGGUUUUGAGGUGGUGGUUCUCGAGAGAGCCAGCAGGAUCAUAGCAAUGGGCGCGGGCAUUCAGGUGCCGCCCAACGGCACAAAAGUGGCGCGACAGCUCGGGUUUCUGGACAAGCUACACCGGGUGGCAGACAUAGUCGACGCGGUGGAACUCCGCCAGUUCGAGGACGGUAAGAGGCUAUGCGAGCUCACCGAAGCACAGUGUCGAAGGAAUUACGGCGAUCCUUGGAUGGUGGCGCAUAGGGCCGAUUUCCACAACGUGUUGUGGCAGACGUGCCAAGAGCUGGGGGUGAGCCUCAACUUGAGCAUGGAGGUAGAGAGCAUCGACUUUGAGAAUGAUACUGUGUACAUGGAGGAUGGAGAUGAGAUUAGCGGUGAUCUCAUCAUCGGCGCCGAUGGACCCCUGUCUGUAUGCCGCGAUCAAUUCCUUGGGAAGGCUUCGCCUCUGAUCGAGACGGGCGACGCGGCAUAUAGAGCAGUGCUCCCAAUUGAGCACCUCAGGGCCCUGAAUGACCCUCAAAUCAACGAUCUCUGCACGCACAACAAGAUCUUGACGUGGCUGGGACCAGGUCAACACACUAUAUUUUACCCCGUCAGAGGCGGACGAGAGAUCAAUCUCAUCUUGAUCCGGCAAAAAUACAAGGAGCCCGAGCACUCGUAUAUUGAGGGCGACGUGGGAGAGAUGAGAGACUUUUACAACGGAUGGGAUGAGACACUGCAGAAGAUCGUAUCUUUGGCACCCCGAGUUCAAAAGUGGAUGAUCCGCACACCGCCCAAGGUAGAUCUAAAAAGCAAACAUCAUUUUGUUCUCCUCGGCGACGCUUUUCACUCGAACCUCCCCUACCAAGCACAAGGCGCAGCCAUGGCUAUGGAGGACGGCGCCUUCCUCGCCAAGCUACUCGGCUUAGCGAAAGAACACGUACAAGGCAAAUCUGCGAGAGAGAAAGAAACUGUUUCGGGACACUCUCAGAAAGACAUGAGAGAUGAGUCCGUAAGGGAAAGCGAGCUCAAGAAGCUGGUCCCCGCCGUGCUUCAAGCGUACGGAGUGUCCAGAGGGACCCGAGCAUCUGACGCACUACGCGGCGAGGGUAGCACGGAGCCUCUUCGAAAAUGGUUCCAUGUGCCCAAAGGACUCGAGCAAGAGGCCCGAGAUGCCGAGUUGGCAGGUUAUGACUUCGAUGACGAGUCGUCGCACAAAGCAUGGCGAUUGCAUUGCGAUUCGGUACUUGGGUAUGACGCACUUCACGAAGCUACUCAGGUGGCCAAGACCGACUUGAAAAUCGGAUGA
Colletotrichum graminicola M1.001 is the source of this 1371-nucleotide messenger RNA. Its product is annotated as salicylate hydroxylase. The record is from RefSeq and is a predicted model, not a curated record. Gene Ontology annotation, molecular function: monooxygenase activity; FAD binding. Gene Ontology annotation, biological process: secondary metabolite biosynthetic process. The transcript has 5 exons. NCBI's taxonomy places the organism in Eukaryota, Fungi, Ascomycota, Sordariomycetes, Glomerellales, Glomerellaceae. Bases 1 to 1371 code for a protein of 456 amino acids.